CGUACCGUCCAUAUCCUCAUCCUCAUCGUCUUCGCCAGCGUCUUCCCAGCCCUCGCUCUCUUCGUCUUCGCCUGUCGAUGGUCCCAGGAUGCUGUUCAGCGAACCGAGAAGUUCCUCAGUAUGACUUUUCAGCCGCUCGUCCUCGUAUUCGAGCAGUGAAUAUAAUUUCAGGCAAUUUUCUAGCCAGUCACGGCUAGCGCGCCUCAGCGAUGAACUCGUAUCGUGGUCUUUGGCUUUCUGCUUUUCGGCGAGGAGGUGCAAGCACCAGCCUCCCAAGUACCAUGCUUCCACACUGCCAUCGUUUUCACCAAUCAAUCUCUCGAGCACCUCGAUGGCUUCAUCUUCCAUCUCAGCCUCCAUGAGCAAGCGAGAUAAGCUGAUCCGCGUCGAAUAAUCGGGGACAUUGGCGUCAUCUGGAUCCAGGUCCUUCCACAAGUCUAUGCUUCUUGUGAGGGCUGCUUUAGCAUCGUCGACCCGAAGCUGAGAGAUCCGCACAGAUGCGAGGGUCUGAAGUGGUUCUGGACUUUCAGGUGCGAUGAGGAGCGCUUCCGUGACGGCGGCAUCACAGCGGAUCUCGGCUUCUUCUUCCCACGAGAGAUCCGUCAUGUAAACCUCGGCAAUACCGCAUAGCGCUGUCGCCACUUUCUGUUUCUUUUCUUCCAUUACCUCGAGAGAAUCGGUCGUCUUUGUUGCCUGUCCCUGCAGUUCGUCCAUCUCGCGCUUGAGCACAGCAAUACCCUUUUCAAACCACCGCACACUGACGUUGCCCCCCUCUUCAUUGAGCUGUGCAAGCCAAAGGAACUUUUCAGCGCCGUCGUGUUCGCCCUCUGGGUCCAAUGCGAUAGCUGCCAGAAAUGACUCGCGAGCAGCUUCUGGAUCUCCAAGUUCGAUAUUGACUUCGCCGAGGAGGUUCAACGCCGGCAAAGCAGCCAGCGUUGGCUCAUCGGUAGGUUGGAGCAGGUUCAACGCUCUCCGGGCCGAGACAAGAGCGUCUUCGGGUUGUGAGGUUUGCAGGAAGGACGCAGCUUGAAGGAGCAAGGACUCCGGAGAAGCUUUUGGUUUCUUGGGCGUGCCGCUGGAUGUGCUGUUUCUCGACACAGUCUUCGCUUUACGGGCACGAUUUUGGGGCUUCGUCUUGGCCAUGUUGGCUUGUUUUGACAGGGCGAUGUGAGGUUGAAGUGUUCCAGGGAAAGAGUGCAGAGGUUGAUUUGAUCCAGCCAAAAUAAUUUCCCGCACGGGCCUUUUUUCCAACGUGGGGUGGGAAGCACCCCGCCGAAUCAGCAUUGCAUCUUCAAUAACCGCAUCCCUAAGCUGUUGCACGUAGACACUCGUUGAGCCAACAACAUUACCCGUAGCCGCCACAAUGGGAAUCGAAGAGCAAAGAGAGGAACGUGAAGUGCUCGACUCAAUCUUUCCCGAAGAGAUAACAGACAUCUCCGAAACCGAGUUCCGAAUUUCAAUACAACUCGAGAUCACUAAUGAAGAAGGUGACGACUCGGAAUCACCGACCAUCAUCCUCAAUGUUCGUUACGCUCCCAAUUAUCCCGAUGAAGCGCCCGAUCUCGACUUGACCCAGCCACCCAAUGCUCCGAAACACCCCUACCUGGAUAUACAGGAAGACAAGUCCAGGCUUCUCGCGUCUCUCUCCGAAACCAUCACCGACAAUCUCGGUAUGCAGAUGAUUUUCACGCUCGUCAUGGCUGUGAAGGAUAGCGCCGAACUCCUCGUGUCCGAGCGUCAGAACGCUAAGCAGGUCCUGAAAGAGAUAGAAGCGCAAAAGGCCGAAGAAGAAGAGAACAGGAAGUUCCAAGGUGAAGCUGUUACGAGGGAGAGUUUUCUCAAGUGGCGUGAAGGGUUUCGGAAAGAGAUGGCCGAGGAGCGCAGGAGAAAAGAGGAGGCUGAGCUGGAAGACAAGAAAAAAGUCGGCAAAAAGGAAGAGAAGAAGUUGACGGGGAAAGAGCUAUGGCAGCAAGGCCUAGUAGGCAAGGGCGACAUGGAAUACGAAGACGGCGAAGACGCGUUGGAAGGGAUGGACAAGUUGAAGAUUGAAGCAGCCUCAUAA
Periconia digitata is the source of this 2062-nucleotide messenger RNA. The record is from the annotation of a GenBank genome assembly. Lineage: Eukaryota; Fungi; Ascomycota; Dothideomycetes; Pleosporales; Periconiaceae.